Messenger RNA from Ceraceosorus guamensis, 3061 nucleotides. Its product is annotated as zincin. Gene Ontology annotation, cellular component: mitochondrion. The coding region runs from base 227 to 2908 and encodes 893 amino acids. Lineage: Eukaryota; Fungi; Basidiomycota; Exobasidiomycetes; Ceraceosorales; Ceraceosoraceae. Gene Ontology annotation, biological process: peptide metabolic process. Gene Ontology annotation, molecular function: metalloendopeptidase activity. The record is from RefSeq and is a predicted model, not a curated record. The transcript is spliced from 5 exons.
AGGUCCGGUCGACGUCGCCCCCCUUUCAACUCUUCAAGCUCAGACCAGCAGUUCUGAAGUCGUCUAUUCCUCUGCUCAAAUUACGCGCCCUCUUCAAUUCUUUUUUUGGUCUUCCCGUCACGCAAAGGGGAGCUUGAAAGGUGGCCGCCAGCACGGGGUGCAACCGAGAAGGAGCGAAGCGGGAGGAAAGGGCACCGAAAAGGGACAAAAGGGAUUUCGAGCAAGAAUGUUCAAGAGCGCGACUGGUGUUGCUACGAAUGGUGGCGGUGGUGGUGCUGCUGCUGCUGCUGCUGCUGCUGCUGCUGGAAUGGCAACGCGAGGCUGCUGCGGUGUUGCGAGCGCAUGUGCCAGUGCGAGUAGCAGACCCUACUGCGAUGCUGCUCGACGACGAGGACCUUGUGGGAUUGUUGCGCGCUCACCUGCAGGUCUCGCAAGUGUCCGAAUUGGCUCGCAUGGACCAGUCAGAUGGGCCUGGAUGAGCAGGGGCGCGAGCAGGAGCGCUAGCACGAGCAGGAGCGCCUCGCAAUUGCAAGCGACAGGAGCGAAUGCGCCCACGCACCCUCACACGCACGCCACUUCGACGUACGAGAGGGACGACGAAGAGUUGAGAGCGGUGUUGGAUGCGCCUACAGAUUCUUCAUUGGCAUCCAGCAGCCGUGCCACUCCUUUCUACACGCGACCUCCAAGCGGUCUGUUUCGUCUGCCUUCCUUUUCCUCUCCUUCAGCCCUACCCUCUCUGGUCGAACGCACCAUUGCUCGUUCUCAACUGCUCGUGCAACGCAUCAGUCUUGCCUCUUUACGAAACGACGCGCAAGAAUUAAAAGGAGUGGUCAGGUUGUUGGAUAGACUUAGCGAUACGCUUUGCAGAGUCAUCGAUGCUUGCGAACUCAUCCGAAAUGUUCAUCCGGAUGCGCAGUGGGCCGAGAGCGCAAACGACGCCUACGAGCAAUUAUGCCACUACAUGAACGUACUCAACACUAGCAGACCGCUCUACGACGCAGUCUCUCUAGUGCUAGCCGAUGCAAGCCUUCGCGCCUCUCUAUCGCCAGAAGCGCUCAGCGUGGGUCAGGCUUUUCAGAAGGAUUUCGAAAAGUCGGGCAUACAUCUGCAAGAAGCUUCGCGCAAAAAGUUUGUCGACCUCUCUAGCGAUCUGGUCAGGCUUGGUCGACAAUUUUUGAGUCCCACGUUGGAUGAGGCGGAAGAGAGAGGUUUGGCGAGGUUCAUACCCGAGGAGCAUCUGAGCGGUCUGCCUGCGGGUGUCAAGGCGGCUCUUCGACAAGCCGACAGCGGCGGCGGCGGCAGCAGCAGCAGCAGCAGCGACAAGGGUCAAGGCAUGUUUGUACCGGUGGCAAGUUGGCAAGCUCAAUUGCUGCUCAAGUACGCACCGGACCAGAGGGCUAGAAGGACAGCUUACGAAGCUAUGCACGGGGCUAGCCAGAGGCAGGUCCAGGUGUUGGAAGAGAUGCUGCGCAAAAGAGCGCAGUUGGCAAACGUCACUGGUUUCGAAAGCUUUGCAGAGCUCACUCUGGGAGACAAGAUGGCCAAGAAUCCUAAACACGUCGACGAAUUUUUGGCUGCUCUCGAUGCGGAAAACAGAUUCAAGACUCGGGCCAAGCUUGCAGAGCUGUUGCAACUCAAACAGCAACAACAGGGCGCUUCGUCAGGAGCUAUAGCAGCGUGGGACAGGGAUUACUACUCGCAGCAAUACCUUCGAUCCAUCUCCCUACAAUCCUCCACCACUCCCAUCUCUCCCUUUUACAGCGUAGGAACGCUUUUUUCAGGUCUUUCGAAACUUUUGCAAAAGCUGUACGGCUUGAGAUUUCGCGUGGUGCAGACGGACGAUGGAGAGGUGUGGGAAGAGGGGGUGAAGAGGAUCGAAGUGAUGAACGAGUCGGAAGAAUUGGUGGGCGUCAUUUAUGCCGAUCUGUUCUCUAGACAAGGCAAAGCUGGAGGAGCUGCGCAUUACACUGUCCGAUGCUCGCGUCGAACAGACGUGGAUGAUCUGGCCGGCGAUCUAGCUUACGGUCUACCUGGUGCACCCAUCGACGAGCUCUCUUUGCAGGAAAAGCAAGAGAUGCAAAAAGCUUGCCAACCGCUCGAAGAGGAAUCUUUUAGCGUGGCUGGGAAAGAGGGAAAAUACCAAUUGCCCGUCGUCGUGCUUAUUUGCGAUUUCGUCAGACCUACUGUGGGACAAGGACCGACAUUGUUGAGCUGGAACGAAGUGGAGACGCUCUUUCACGAGAUGGGCCAUGCUGUUCAUUCCAUGUUGGGAAGGACAGAGUAUCAUCAAGUUUCGGGCACACGAUGCGCUACGGAUUUUGUGGAAUUGCCAUCCAUCCUCAUGGAGCAUUUCAUCUCUUGUCCAAGCGUCACCUCCUUGAUUGCCCGGCAUCACUCUACCGGUUCUUCCUUGGCCUACUCGACGCUACGCAAACACGUCGAGGCUUCGCGUUCGCUAGAAGCUAUCGAUACGCAUCAACAGAUCUUGCUAGCUCAGCUAGAUCAAGCUUAUCACACUUCCAACGUCCUCUCAUCCGACUUUUCAUCCGAUCAGACGCUGGCUGAUCUGCACGCGCGUCAAUCUCUGCUCACUCCCAGUCCCAGCAGCGUGCACUCUCAGGCGCAUUUCGGUCAUUUGGUAGGUUAUGCGAGCACCUACUACUCUUACCUAUUCGACCGCGCCAUCGCUUCCAAAGUCUGGCAGAAAAUCUUUGCCAAAGAUCCGCUGGAUCGAAGAGCGGGAGAAGAGUUUAGGGAAAAAGUGCUAAAGUGGGGCGGGGGCAGGGAUCCUUGGGAGGCGUUGGCGGAUCUUUUGAAGGAUGAUGAGAUUGCAAAGGGCGAUAGCAGGGCUAUGCAGAUUGUUGGACGUUGGGGUAUUGCAAAUGUGGGAGUGGAAGCACCAAAGUAGGACAAGAGAAGAGAAGAGGAAGCAAUACGGGGCGUGGUGUCGUUUCAGGAAGGAAAGGGAGGGGUGAAAAGUCGAAUUUGGGUGUGACCCGCACAAGGUGCCCCGUCUUGUCGGUCCUUCGCAUGGGUCGCAAUUCAAUCGCAUUCGACGAUC